Molecule: messenger RNA, 730 nt
Organism: Scylla paramamosain (green mud crab)
Lineage: Eukaryota; Metazoa; Arthropoda; Malacostraca; Decapoda; Portunidae
Exons: 2
Coding region: 1-540 (179 amino acids)
Source: RefSeq, a predicted model, not a curated record
AUGAAGAGUUGCUGCAUUGGCAUAGAACAGCGACAUGCACAGAGACUAGAGAAAGCUCUCGACGUGGUGCCUGUCACCAGCACCAUUUACUCUGAGGUGGUGCUCACCAACACACAGACCCAGUACGUCACUCGCACACAGGUGCAGCAGCAGGUGUCCACCGUCUACCGCACGCAACAGGUGCCCCAGUAUGUCACCAGGACGGUGACGGUGCCCCAGCAGGUGGUGAGGACCCAAGUGUCAACACAGGUGGUGCCAACAACCAUUUACUCUCAGCAAACGAUCCAAACCACCGUCUACCAACCGGCCCAGACCCAGUACGUGACGAAUACACGCACAUACUACAGCACUCAAUACCUUCCAGGCAGGACCCGCACCCAGUACGUCACUAACACCGUUUACAAUACCAACUACGUUACCUCCACAGUCUACAACAAAGUGUACAACACCAUCACCGCCACCUCCACCGUCAAACCUAAUUGUAAUACUGGCUACAACUACAACGCUCCAAGCAGGCCAUUCAAUCCCUAUAAUGGUUAAAUAGUUGACAAAAAUUACUAGCUUUAAUCAGGGAUCGUAGAGACCAGCGGAAGUGCUCCAGCCUUUUGCACACGUGUGAAUAACUGUCUAUUAUACUUUACAUAUAUAAGAUGUGCAUAAAAGCUGGUUAUUACAAGCGACUUUAUUUCUGAAACUAUUUGCCAUGAAAUUAAAGUAUGUGUUACAGUUA